AUGACUAACUAUUUCAUUCGUCACAGAGUAAGGAGGAAGAAAGCUGUCUAUCAUAGGAAUGAGCAAUCGAGUGCGGAGAAUGGACUUUCACUGCUCGCCGCUGCAGCACCUGCAACUGUUUCUUCUACGGAUACGGAGUCAUCUCCUACAUAUCCAGGCGUGACUGUGCCAUGCAUUUCGGCAGAAACGGACCCAGAAUCUCCACGGGACACAUCCCUAGAGACUGAGAGCACCGAGCUGAAGCGGUGUGAUAGUCGAGGCCUCCUCUAUGUAGUCGCUGGCGAUCAGCAAGCCAUAAACGGUCUCCUGUUAGAUCUCUCCUGCAAUGGUCAGGAAGCAUUAUCACGCAACCAAGUCGUUAGCCCUGUUCCUGAGGAAAUCCAAGAUCCAGAAGAUCUCGAAUUUCUCAGGAAAAAGGGCUGCUUGUCGCUUCCCACAGAAAGCAUCUGCCAAGAGCUGGUCUCGCGAUAUUUCCAGCUCGUUCACCCCUUCAUCCCUGUUGUCAAUACGAAUCAGUUCUUCGAAGACUUCAACGGCCAUAGGCACAAAAGUUGUACCUUACUGCUCCUAUGGAGCAUGUUUUUCGCAGUCGCAAGUUUUGUCGACGCCCAAACAGUCAAAAGAGCAGGCUAUGCAUCACGAAAGGAUAUGAAGUCGACAUUGUACAGACGGGCCAAGUAUAUUUUCGACAGCAACCUCGAGAAAGACAAAGUGAAAGUUGUCCAAUCGGCGCUACUUCUGGCUUUCUUCUACACUGAUACUCAGGAUCGUGCCACGGCAUGGCAUGCCUGGCAAUGGACAGGCACUGCCAUCACUUUGUGCCAGACUAUGGGUCUACACCGUGACCUCGAUGCGAGGACCCCAGACAUCCGUUUCCAGCGAGAUCAGAUCCGCCUAUUUCGGCGAAUUUGGUGGAGCUGCUUUGUGUGCGACCGCUGGCUGUCUUUAAGCCAUGGAUGGCCGAUGAGAAUCCACCUUGAUUUCUGUGAUACACCGUUUCCAGAAGCCGAGGACGUAUACAAGGAGAUCCACGACCUUCCCACCCCACUGACCGAGAAAUACUUCUCCCCUGACCAAAAGGCGCUUGCGACGCUAUGGGUAACUUUUGUGAGGUUGAGUAAGACGUUAGGGGACAUAGUCCAGACCUUUUACAAUCUGCAAGGAACUUUGCCCUGUCUACCGGUUGUCAAAAAAUAUGAGAGCGAGAUCAUCCGGUGGGAUACGAGUGGUACUGUUGGUGGCGUUACCGACGAUAUCGUCGCCUUCCACGCAUACGACCUUAAAAUGUUCCGAGAGGCUUCAAUAAUUGCACUCUACAGGCCUUAUAUACAGCAAGAGUCUUACCGGUCUCGCCAACCCAACGCUCAGGCGCUUCAGGCGCUUUCUAGGACCAAAGUCAAAGCUGCUGCAGCCCAAAUCAACGUGACCCUCGAGAGACUUGUCGACCUAGACCAGGUAAAGUGGCUGAAACCUCUCUCACUUGCAGCGCUAUUUCCCGCUAUUCAAAUCCAUCUCGUCGAAAUGACUCUGCCCACCACGCCGAUCUUGAAGACUUUGAGCAGCCACAAAUUUCAACUCUGCAUGAUGGUCCUCUCAGAGCUGCGCGACAACUACUGGGGCGCGGCAGCCGCCUAUCGUUUGUUUGAGAAAGCUCAGGAAGACCUGCACGAAAGCCCUCAAGCUCAACGGCCGGGAUCGGUUGCCAUCAGUCACUCCACGAGUGAAAAUCAUGAAAACAUAUCAAUCAGGGGCAUAGCCUUGACCCCUGGCUCCAGCUUGUCGGAGGAUUCCGGACCAGGUCUUCGAGACACAACACAAUUCCCUUUGGGCGACUCAUUGCCCGAUCCGGUGGACUUCUUCUCCGACGACUUCGUGGCGGGUUUGAUGUCCAACAUAGAUGAGUUACUAUAG
Fonsecaea multimorphosa CBS 102226 is the source of this 1911-nucleotide messenger RNA. RefSeq lists its product as uncharacterized. Gene Ontology annotation, molecular function: zinc ion binding; DNA binding. The record is from RefSeq and is a predicted model, not a curated record. The transcript has 6 exons. NCBI's taxonomy places the organism in Eukaryota, Fungi, Ascomycota, Eurotiomycetes, Chaetothyriales, Herpotrichiellaceae. The coding region runs from base 1 to 1911 and encodes 636 amino acids. Gene Ontology annotation, biological process: DNA-templated transcription.